AUGGCUGAGGAACAGCUGGCUGGCUGCAUCUCCAAAGCUUCUGACAGUCACGCAGCUGACACUUACCAAAACGGCUGCAUUGGUGUGAAUCAGGGAAUCGGGGUGAUAACAGGACACAUCGACAGCCUGGAUGUGAAGGCCCAGACUCCUCUGUUCACAGCUGUCAGUGGGAAACAUCUCGACUGCGUGGUGGCCCUGCUGAAGGCCGGGGCCGACCCCAACGGCAGCCAGUACAACAACAGCUCCCCGGUGCUGACCGCCGCCCGAGAGGGUGACAUGGACGUGCUCAGGGAGCUGCUGCGCUUUGGAGCCGAGUUGGACGUCAGGCCCAAGGUGCCCGAGUGGGCCUCCAGCAGCACGGCGUGCAGAGGGCCCCUGUACAUCUCAGCUGUGUAUGGACACCUGGACUGCUUUAAGUUGCUCCUGCUGCACGGGGCCAACCCCAACUACAACUGCACAGACGAGAAGAUGAUGGCCAGGAUAAAGCAGCCGAAGACAGUGCUGGAGGUGUGUCUGCGUUAUGGCUGCGGGGUGGAGUACAUCCAGCUUCUCAUUGACUUUGGGGCGGACGUGUAUCUACCCACGCUGAUCAUUGACAAGACGACGAAGCAGAAUGAAGCUCUGGUUCUGCUGCUCAAGGAGAGAGCUUGUCCCAAAACACUGAUGUCUCAGACACGGCUGACGAUCCGAAGACACAUGUCCCUCUCUGACAAGGAGCCUGCCAUUGACAGUUUGGACAUUCCCCUGAUCCUGAGAAACUACCUGAAGCAUGACACCUCUGAACUCAAAUGACGCCUCUGAGAUGUGGCCAGUGAACCUUUUACCUCAGUGCUGCUGGAUCAUUGAUUUUGAGCUUUGACAUUAGUUUCCCAGAAGUAGGACAACCAGUCUCACACUGUGGAAUAUUCUGCCCUGCUCAUGUAGAGGUCUUUUUACUGUGAAUUGCUAUUUUUAUUAUUGAUAGUUUGUGAUUUCCUGUAGCAGAAGUAUUAAUAGAUAUUUCUAACACUGUAAUAGUCUUUUACAACCACUAACUGAUGACCAUCCUUAAGGCCUCUGCCAUGUCCUGAGGAAGUGUAACACCACAGCUGACCACUAGAGACCACUCUAACACUGUAUAUCGCUAAUGUCAGAAUAUGAGGCCUCCUAUUGGCUUGAUCAUGUGUCACUGUUAUACCUCUUUUUCCUGGUAUCUCUACACAACCAGAUAUCGUCUUACACCAGAUGUUAAGACAUCCAGACACAACUGUGGAAACACACAGACACACACACACUGGCAGCAUUCACACCAGGACGUCUCAGAUCUUCCUCUGAAAAACCGUCUUGCAUCUGCGGACUUCAAAACGCGAGGAAGCCGAGAGAUCAGCCAGCUCUUCAGCAUGGCCAACUGGGAGAGUGUAUUUGCGUAAGUCUCAUUACUUAUUGAUUACAGCAUAGUUACUGGCAGGCCACAAUUUGGAGCUGGAACUUUGUUGAAAAUGUUUCUUUUGACGUGUGAAUGCCAGUCCGAUGAUGUAUUUGUGUUUGUCUUAAAAUACCUCCUUUGUAACGUGUCCAGGAGUAAAUGUGUCAGCAGUUGAAAAUGGUGCCUCACAAACAGGAAGUGAUGUCACACAACAGGAAACCCAGCACAAUGCUCCCACUCACACCUCAACACUGUGACACACAGUUCUGGUAGAGGUUUUAUUUUCAACAAAAGUACAGCUAUAUCAGAUAUGGAUUUAUUUUUUACAGCGAAGUACAACAUAUUCCCAGUGCUUCUGAUUACAUCAAAACAUAUAAUGUACAUACAGUUGACAUCUCCACUCUCCCAUUCACAGUUUCUGGAUUGAAUAGGCAUUAUUUUAAAGUUUUUUUUUUCCAUUUCUACAACAAAUAAUCAAACUGAAAAAGGCCAGCAAGAAAGAAAACAGAAUGUUUGCAUAUGGUGACAAAGGAUGUAAAUACUGUGAGUAAAUUCUACUGUGAAAAAAAGACCUCAAACUACAUGGUAAUAUACAAUGGAUAGAUUUGAAAUGUGGGAUGUCAGUCUUCUGUUCACCUUGUUACUACUCAACAGCACAUUGAUAAUGUGGCUCAUUGAAGACGCAACUGUAUUCUGACUAUUCUGCAACAAUAUCCGACUAGAUGAGAAGUUCCUAUUGAGGAUGUCGCUACACUAAAUGUGAGUGAACGUGGUUUUUUACUGGCUCAUGCACAACCCCCGGAUUAAAGAGCAAACUCUGGACAGUCUGCUAACUUAGCUGUCUUGGUUUUAUGACUGAAAAGAGAAAGAAAAAGAAUCUGCGCAGACGGCUGUCCUCUCAGCUCGCAGUACAAGGUCAGACUGACAAUAUAUAUAUAUAUAUAUAUAUAUAUAUAUAAAACCAAUAUAUACAUCCUUUUUAACAAUGUGGCCAAAAUGGUACUGCUUAAUACUGCAUUCAAUAAAUACAAGUGAGGAAUCAA
Messenger RNA from Paralichthys olivaceus (Japanese flounder), 2448 nucleotides. The record is from RefSeq and is a predicted model, not a curated record. NCBI's taxonomy places the organism in Eukaryota, Metazoa, Chordata, Actinopteri, Pleuronectiformes, Paralichthyidae.